Messenger RNA from Durusdinium trenchii, 498 nucleotides. Lineage: Eukaryota; Dinophyceae; Suessiales; Symbiodiniaceae. The record is from the annotation of a GenBank genome assembly.
AUGCUCCUUAUUGUCAACUCUUGGAGCGCCUGGUUGGUGGGUGGUGCAAGCUGCGCUGAAGAAGCAAAGCGCCAGUGGCGACGCGUUAGUGGUCUCUUCCGAAGGACCUCCCGGACCUUUGAGCGAUGCUUUGCUGCGCUGGGCUCCACGAUCGUGAUACUCCUGUUGAUGGCUCUCUAUGAUCUCCGCCAAGGACGAGAUCUCCAAAUCCUGGCGAGUUGCAUCAUGGCCUUUUUCUUGCCGGGCGUCCUGUUGACCCAUGCUUCGACCACAACCGCUUGCAACCGGCUACCGUCUUUGGUGACCCUGUGCGAAGCAGAUGAGGACGAGGAGGAUGAGUACAUGGAUCUUGCGAUGUUCCUGUCCUUGAGCGAGUGCGGCUUCUUCAUGUGGGACACCUGUGUUAGUCUUGGACUCGUGCAGAAGUUCUUGUACUUCACUGGGGCCAUUGCUGGUAGCAUUGGUUUCCAAGUCGGGGCCUUCAACUUCACUGCCUGA